Molecule: messenger RNA, 411 nt
Organism: Recurvomyces mirabilis
Lineage: Eukaryota; Fungi; Ascomycota; Dothideomycetes; Mycosphaerellales; Teratosphaeriaceae
Exons: 2
Coding region: 1-411 (136 amino acids)
Source: RefSeq, a predicted model, not a curated record
AUGGCCUUCACCAUCUUGCCCCUCAUGGCAAUCGCGGCCACGGCGCUCGCUGGACCCAUCGCCUCAGCAGCCCAACAGCCCCGAGCUGCCUCCUCGCCAUCCCCAACGGCUACCAAACCGCCGACUCUCGUCCUCCGCGACGGCCCAGUCAUAACCACCAUCCCCGUAAGCUCCUGCUACAACUACGCCGACCCACACGCCGGUAGCACCGGGAUCGACGGCUGUUCGUGCGAUGGCUACGACGACUUACUCCCUCGCACAUCGAUCGAUGAUACUCUUCGCGACUACAGCGCCGUCACGACCGCCAUCGAGACGACUGUCAACGGCUUCCCGUUCACUAGGACAAUGUCGAAUGAGGCUAUAGUGGCGUAUGCUUCCACGACAAUCUAUCCGGGAGGUGGGGUCUGGUAA